Molecule: messenger RNA, 2415 nt
Organism: Nerophis lumbriciformis (worm pipefish)
Lineage: Eukaryota; Metazoa; Chordata; Actinopteri; Syngnathiformes; Syngnathidae
Source: RefSeq, a predicted model, not a curated record
AUGGGUUCCGUUUUUCUGAUGUGCUCUCUUAAGAGGUAUGUGCUGCUCUUUGUGAUUUUUUCCUUUGUUCAUCGCGCACCGGCUUCAGUCACACAUUACUCCAUUCCUGAAGAAAUGAAGGAAGGAUCAGUAGUUGCUAACCUUGCAAACGAUCUGAGUUUGGAUGUUAAAACACUGAACAAGAGGAAAAUGCGGCUGGAUAUCAUUGCAAAUAAGCGCUAUCUGGAUGUGAAUAAAGAGAGUGGUGAUCUGUAUAUUGUGGAGAAAAUAGACAGAGAAAUCCUUUGCCCUACUAAAUCAUCAGCCUCUUGUUAUCUGAAAUUAGAGGUUAUUUUGGAAAAUCCUGUGCGAAUUUUUAACAUCGAGGUAGAAAUAUUGGAUAUGAACGACAAUGCCCCUCAAUUUAGGAGAGACGUCAUUCAUUUGGAUAUAUCUGAAUCCACUCCAAAACGAGAAAGAUUCUCUCUCAGUAACGCAGUCGAUCCAGACGUUGGAAGCAAUACAGUCAAAACUUAUCAUCUCAGUGAAAGUGAGCAUUUCGACAUUGAAGUGCAGACUGGAAGGGAUGGGUCCAAAUUUGCUGAAUUAAUAUUAAAGGAGGCUUUAGACCGAGAGCAGCAGGCCGUGCAUAAUCUAAUACUAACAUCAGUAGAUGGUGGUAAACCACCACGUUCUGGUACUGCCAAAGUUAUUGUUCAGGUAUUAGACACCAAUGAUAAUGCCCCUUUAUUCAAUAAGUCUUUUUACAGUGUUAAAAUAAUAGAAAAUUCCCCCAUUGGAAGCCUUGUUAUUGAUUUAAAUGCUACAGACUUGGAUGAGGGCUCCAACUCUGACUUAACAUAUUCUUAUAGUUUAUAUACGCCAGAGAAAACACAAGAAACAUUUAGUUUGAAUCCUUCUACUGGUGAAAUUACAGUUAAAGGCAUGUUGAAUUAUGAAGACUUUAAAAUUUAUGAUAUGGAAGUUAUUGCAACAGACAAAGGAGUCGAUAGUUUAUCAGGACAAUGUACAAUCAAAAUUCAAGUUGAGGACAUGAAUGAUAAUCAUCCAGAAAUAUCCAUUAAAUCUUUCCAAAGUCCAAUCAGUGAGAAUAUUGAUAUUGACACUGUGAUAGCAGUGGUCAGUGUCAGUGAUAAGGACUCAGGGAACAAUGGAGUGGUAGAUCUUUACAUUCCCCGUAACAUGCCUUUCAAACUGACGGAGUCCUCUGAUAAUUAUUAUAAAUUAGUAGUGUCAGAGCCAUUGGACCGUGAGAAGGUUCCAGAAUAUGACAUCACAUUCACUGUGACAGACAGAGGCUCCCCUCCUUUAUGUGACAAUGAAACAAUGACUCUACAGCUUCUGGAUGUAAAUGACAACGUCCCACACUUCCCCCAGUCAUUUUAUACAAUUCGUGUGAUGGAAAAUAAUGCUCCAGGUGCUUUGCUCAGUUCCCUUAGUGCAUUUGACCCGGAUCUUCAUGAGAACCAGUACCUGGUUUACUUUAUUGUGGAGAAGGAAAUAGCUAACACCUCCAUGUCCAUGCUGUUCUCCAUCAACCCCGAGAAUGGAAACCUUUACGCUCUCAAGACUUUUGACUAUGAGAUGGAGAAGGACUUUCUUUUCCAUAUUGAGGCCAGAGACUCUGGUUCUCCUCCGCUCAGCAGCAACGUGAGUGUCCACAUCAUCAUUGUUGACCAGAAUGACAAUGCUCCAGUUAUCGUUUCUCCAUGGCGAGCGCACGGCUCAGUGGUGGAGGAAAAGAUUCCCAGAUCCACGGAUAAAGGCUCUCUGGUGGCCAAGGUGAUAGCCUUGGAUGUGGAUUCUGUGCACAACUCUCGCAUCAGCUACCAAUUCCUACAGGUGAGUGAUGCCUCCUUGUUCAGUCUGGACCAGUAUAACGGAGAGAUCCGUACCAUGAGAAUGUUCAGUUACAAAGAUUGGCGGCACCAUAGACUGGUUGUUGCUGCCAAAGACAAUGGGGAUCCUGCUCUCUCAGCUACAGUCACCAUCAAGCUGUCCACUGUGGAAACCGCUGUGAAGGCCUACUCGGACAUGACCGAGGUGCCUUUGGAAUAUGACAUCUUCUCAGACCUCAAUCUGUAUUUGGUCAUCGGUCUGGGCUCGGUGUCCUUCCUGCUGCUCAUCACCAUUUUAGUAACCAUCGUGCUCAAGUGUCAGAAGGUCAAACCCAGCAAAGCAGCUCCUCCCUGCAGGAAUAGCGUGAUCAGUGAGAGGAACUCCACCAUCGCAGAUUCCACUCUGGUGUCCAACGAUGCCUAUUGGUACAGUCUGUUUCUAGCAGAGACCAGGAAAGGAAAGCUGGUGGUCAGACAGCCCGUGCCAAAGGGCUCCAGAUACAUUGUGUCCAGUAUUCCCCGGGGCACAGGCGUGUCAGAAACUAGCGACUCCGCUCCUUCCACUCUGCAGGUAUGA